AUGUCAGAGGACAAGCCUGGUUCAACAACGGCCAAGAUCAGCCCCUUGUCCUGGUCCGACCCAGAUCGGGCAAAGAUCCUGCCGGAUAUAGGGAAGGUUUGUGAUAAUGCUCUGCCUGGCUUAUGCUCCGCAGAUACCCCAGCUCCAGAUGCCUUGAUCACUUCACAAGAAACCUCCCUUGAGCAGAGUGCGCCGAUAGAAGUAACGUCGAUUGCUGAAACUCUUGGCCAGAAGACUAUGUCACCCAACGAGAUAAUACCGGAAAGUUCGUCGUCCAACAGCGCAUCAGUACCACGAGUCAAUGAGCCGCGAGAGCGCUCUGUCCAACCCGCUGAGAUGUCAGAUCUCGACGACUUAGCAGGAACGUCCGGUCCCCAUGUUUUUCGUUCCGGCUCAACACAUAGUUCAGAUCUGAUAGGAGAAGACGAAUCUCGGAAUGCGGCAUCCACUGUUCCUGAACCUACCGAAGUGGGUACGCACAUCCCGCCUGAGCAUCCUUCUACCAAUGGUUUGCCCGAUCGAGCUGCCCCUGCAGCGGCGAAGGAACAAGAGUCGGCGGAUUCGAAGUCGAAUGAGACGGUUGAAAGAGAUUCCAAUAUCUCUGAAAGCCAACCCGAAGCACACUCAGGUCCGUCUAUACCAACGAAGCGUCACACAAACCGCGACUUAGCUAGGAUAGCCUUGGUGUGUGCAAAAGGCACAGGUAUGACCGCGUUGGAGAUAAUCGACUGGCUGGCUUUGAGAUUCUCCUACUUGAAAAAAGGCCAGGGCGCCUGGGAGAAGAGUCUUAAGUCAGUUCUCUCCCAUCAACCUGAGUUCUACGGCGUGAAGCCUUCAGGACAGCCAUAUGAACGGGUUGUAUACAACUUCACCAGCACAGCCAAUAGGGCGAAAUACGAAGAAGAGUACCACGAGUACCUUCCUUUGCCUUCAGUACUGGGACCCCAGGACGGUCACGGGAAUGCCAGGAAGAUUACAUCACAGCGUGCUGUAGCGGACAAUGUCAUGCAGAACGAGGAAAUCCAGGAUGAACAGCCAACGCAGAUCAAGAGAAGAAUUACCCGAGCUAUCAAGAGUGCACCAAGCCGCCGGAAUGCUAUAACUCACGAUUCUCUACCGACACCAAUGAUGGAGGAGGUUACUACAGAUGUUGAACCAGGAUACAACCCAUUCGAGCGUGCCACUGUCUCACGCCUGACAAGGGCGCCUGUCGACGAUCUCGAAGCCCAACGCGGAACGGACUUCCGGAGUGCAUAUUCGCCCGACAUAGCGCCCUCAAUUGAGACCAUGACCUCGGAAGAGAAGGCUGCAAAGAUUGAAGAGAUCAAGGCCAGGCCAUCACGGAAGCAAUUCUUUGGAGCCAACUGGCGUUUGGCACAUGUGCGAAGAUACGGACGGGAGGAUGUUCAUGAUGAAAGCGAUGGUGCAUGGAAGUCCCACCACAUAACGGAGAGAUCGACGGCGGAUCGCAACUCUGCUCCGAACGAUCGCGAUGAGAACCAGUCUUUGUUACAGGUCUUCAAUCUUCCGACCAAUACUCGCCCUUUCAGUGACGGCAACGAGCUGGUUUUUCGGAAUACCACGUUGUCUUUCAGGGUAAUAGAGCAAUGA
Molecule: messenger RNA, 1611 nt
Organism: Alternaria arbusti
Lineage: Eukaryota; Fungi; Ascomycota; Dothideomycetes; Pleosporales; Pleosporaceae
Exons: 2
Coding region: 1-1611 (536 amino acids)
Source: RefSeq, a predicted model, not a curated record